GCGGAUUCAGGAACUGGCCGGGGGUCCGGCUGGGGCCCGAGACGGUGGUGGCGGCCCUGGAGCAGCUGCUCGCGCGGAGGGCACGAUGGGCUUCUCUUCGGAGCUGUGCAGCCCCCAGGGCCACGGGGCUGUCCAGCAGAUGCAGGAGGCCGAGCUGCGCCUGCUGGAGGGCAUGAGGAAGUGGAUGGCCCAGCGGGUGAAGAGUGACAGGGAGUACGCCGGCCUGCUGCACCACAUGUCCACACAGGACAGCGGGGGCCAGAGCCGGGGCCCUGACAGCCCCAUCAGCCAGUCCUGGGCGGAGAUCACCAGCCAGACGGAGGGUCUUAGCCGCUUGCUGCGGCAGCAUGCGGAAGAUCUGAACUCGGGGCCCCUGAGCAAGCUGAGCCUGCUGAUCCGGGAGCGCCAGCAGCUGCGCAAGUCCUACAGCGAGCAGUGGCAGCAGCUGCAACAGGAGCUCACCAAGACCCACAGCCAGGACAUUGAGAAACUGAAGAGCCAGUACCGAGCCCUGGCACGGGACAGUGCCCAAGCCAGGCGCAAGUACCAGGAAGCCAGCAAAGACAAAGACCGCGACAAGGCCAAGGACAAGUACGUGCGCAGCCUGUGGAAGCUCUUUGCCCAGCACAACCGCUAUGUGCUGGGUGUGCGGGCCGCCCAGCUGCACCACCAGCACCACUACCAGCUCCUGCUGCCCGGCCUGUUGCAGUCACUGCAGGACCUGCAUGAGGAGAUGGCGCGUGUCCUGAAGGAGAUCCUGCAGGAGUACCUGGAGAUCAGUAGCCUGGUGCAGGAUGAAGUGGUGGCCAUUCACCGGGAGAUGGCUGCAGCGGUCGCCCGCAUCCAGCCCGAGGCCGAGUACCAAGGCUUCCUGCGCCAGUAUGGGUCCGUCCCCGACAUCCCCCCCUGCGUCACCUUUGACGAGUCGCUCCUCGAGGACGGUGAGCAGAUGGAGCCCGGGGAGCUGCAGCUGAACGAGCUGACUGUGGAGAGCGUGCAGCACACAUUGACCUCGGUGACAGAUGAGCUGGCGACGGCCAGCCAGGUGGUGCUGAGCCGGCAGGAGGUGGUCACUCAGUUACAGCGUGAGCUCCAGGAGGAGGAACAGAACACACACCCCCGGGCCCGGGUACAACUGUUGGGCAAGAAGCAGGCGCUGCAGGAGGCGCUGCAGGGGCUACAGGGAGCACUGUGCACCCAGGCCAAGCUGCAGGCGCAGCAGGAGCUGCUGCAGGCCAAGCUGGAGCAGCUGGGCCCCGGCGAGCCCCCGCCUGUGCUGCUCCUGCAGGAUGAUCGCCACUCCACGUCGUCCUCGGAGCAGGAGCGAGAGGGGGGCAGGACGCCCACGCUGGAGAUCCUUAGGACUCACAUCUCGGGAAUCUUCCGCCCCAAGUUCUCCCUCCCGCCACCGCUGCAGCUCGUUCCCGAGGUGCAGAAGCCGCUGCACGAGCAGCUCUGGUACCACGGGGCCAUCCCACGGGCCGAGGUGGCUGAGCUGCUGACGCACUGCGGGGACUUCCUGGUGCGGGAGAGCCAGGGCAAGCAGGAGGCCGUGCUGUCGGUGCUGUGGGACGGCCUGCCCCGCCACUUCAUCAUCCAGUCCUCGGACAACCUGUACCGACUGGAAGGGGACGGUUUUCCCAGCAUCCCCUUGCUCAUCGACCACCUGCUGCAAACCCAGCAGCCCCUGACCAAGAAGAGUGGUGUGGUCCUGCGCAGGGCCGUGCCCAAGGACAAGUGGGUGCUGAAGCACGAGGACCUGGUGCUGGGCGAGCAGAUCGGGCGGGGGAACUUCGGGGAAGUGUUCAGCGGCCGCCUGCGAGCUGACAACACCCUGGUGGCCGUGAAGUCCUGUCGUGAGACCCUUCCGCCCGACCUCAAGGCCAAGUUUCUGCAGGAAGCGAGGAUCCUGAAGCAGUACAGCCACCCCAACAUUGUGCGCCUCAUUGGCGUCUGCACCCAGAAGCAGCCCAUCUACAUCGUUAUGGAGCUAGUGCAGGGGGGCGACUUCCUGACCUUCCUCCGGACGGAGGGGGGCCGCCUGCGGGUGAAGACCCUGCUGCAGAUGGUGGGCGACGCGGCGGCUGGCAUGGAGUACCUGGAGAGCAAGUGCUGCAUCCAUCGGGACCUGGCUGCUCGCAACUGCCUGGUGACGGAGAAGCACGUUCUAAAGAUCAGCGACUUCGGGAUGUCCCGGGAGGAAGCCGACGGGAUCUAUGCAGCCUCGGGCGGCCUCAGACAGGUGCCCGUGAAGUGGACGGCUCCCGAGGCCCUUAACUAUGGCCGCUACUCCUCGGAGAGUGACGUGUGGAGCUUUGGCAUCCUGCUAUGGGAGACCUUCAGCCUGGGGGCCUCCCCGUACCCCAACCUCAGCAACCAGCAGACCCGGGAGUUUGUGGAAAAGGGGGGCCGCCUGCCCUGCCCAGAGCUGUGCCCUGACGCCGUGUUCAGGCUCAUGGAGCAGUGCUGGGCCCAUGAGCCCGGGCAGCGGCCCAGCUUCAGCACCAUAUACCAGGAGCUGCAAAGCAUCCGCAAGCGGCAUCGGUGAGGCCGGCGCCCCCUCUUCAAGCCAGGGGGCGCUGCAGGCGAACACGAACCUCCCAAGCAGCUCCGGAUCACAUGGCGGUUCACCGUCCCAAACUCCGGACGCCCGCCCGCCGCCCUGCACCUUCCACGGCUUCCACUUCAGCAGAAAUAAUAAAGCCACG
Messenger RNA from Lepus europaeus (European hare), 2708 nucleotides. RefSeq names its product FES proto-oncogene, tyrosine kinase (gene FES). Bases 86 to 2548 code for a protein of 820 amino acids. The record is from RefSeq and is a predicted model, not a curated record. The transcript is spliced from 19 exons. Gene Ontology annotation, biological process: chemotaxis; cell adhesion; regulation of mast cell degranulation. Gene Ontology annotation, molecular function: non-membrane spanning protein tyrosine kinase activity; ATP binding. NCBI's taxonomy places the organism in Eukaryota, Metazoa, Chordata, Mammalia, Lagomorpha, Leporidae.